AUGUUGCUCGACUUUCUCCAUCUGGGAGCCCUGGACAAGGUCAACGGUGGCUGGUCUUCCAUCAUAGGCAUCAUAACCGCAAUUGUUGGCAACAUUCUCAUCUCCUUCGCCUUGAACACCCAACGAUAUGCGCACAUCCGUCUCAAUCGCCAGUAUCAUCAGGAUGAGGAAGAGAAGAGGAGGAACAAGCGCAGUCGCAAUCGUGACUCUCAGCAGGAGCGGAUAGCUGAGGAAAGAGAAGCGGAAAAUCUCAAUGGCAGCGGCAGCCAUGCUGAGCCUUCAGAGUCGGAUCCGCUGCUUCCUUCGUCAGCCUCGACGUCUUCUGAGUCCACCAUCCGCCCGAACAAGGACUCGUCUGCCACGGGACCGAAGUCGUACCUGAAGUCUCCUAUCUGGUGGCUUGGAAUCGCCCUCAUGACACUCGGCGAGGCUGGAAAUUUCCUCGCCUACGGAUUUGCUCCUGCUUCGGUCGUGUCUCCACUCGGUGUUGUGGCCUUGGUUUCGAACUGCUUGAUCGCGCCUUUGUUGCUGCACGAGCAGUUCAGAAUAAGAGAUGGGUUUGGUGUCAUAGUUGCCAUUGGUGGUUGUGUUACAGUGGUUCUCAGCGCCAGCGGAAACAACCCGAAGCUGGGGCCUAAUAAGAUCUGGGAACUGAUCUCGACUUGGGAGUUCAAGACCUACUUUGGAAUCACAGUCUUCUUGAUGCUGGUCUUGAUGUCAGUGAGCUCGAGAUACGGACACAAGUCUGUUCUUAUUGACCUCGGUCUUGGUGUCGCAUCAUUACUCUCCAACACCAUCUGGCACGUCGUAACGUUCCCUAUUACAUACCUCUUGGUCGCAGUGCUGGUGUCUACGGCCGUGUUGCAGAUCAAAUAUCUCAACCGUGCUCUGCAGCAUUUCGACUCGACACAGGUCAUUCCAGUACAAUUCGUGCUAUUCACACUGUCCGUCAUCAUCGGAAGUGCCAUCCUCUACCGUGACUUCGAACGAACGACGACCGACGACGCCAUCAAAUUCUUCGCAGGAUGUGCCUUGACCUUCUCAGGAGUCUGGCUGAUCACGUCGGGACGUGGGAAGAGCAGACAGCAAGAUGAGGAGGAAGGAUCUGAGGAUGGAGAAGCGAUUGAUCUGGUAGACGAAGAACACCAACAGCCCGAAAUCCGCGAGCGACUAGGCAGCGAUGCACGACGUGGCUCUCUGCGACCAAAAUCAUCUCGUUCAGCAGCUCCCUCAUUUGUCAUCACUUCGGAUGAUACUCCUACCCAGCACUUCAGCUUCGAAGCUUCUUCACCACUGAACGAGAAUCCAUGGACGCUACCCGCACCCGCGAACAUCUCAUCCAUUCACCCACGCUCGGAUGCUAGUGUGGCUGCCGAGCAAAGACUUCAGAAUCCACCUCCGAUGCACGCCACAACAUCCGCCCCUGUUCUUCCCACUAUAUCAUCCCAAAAGCUAAGCCCACGACGACCAACAACGCCCAACCGAGGCAUUAGUAGCCCCUCGAUUGAUAGCCCGAAUGCACUAUCACCCUCGCAGCAACGCCAUCGUCAAAUUGACGCUAGCGAAAUCACACCUGGUCGUCUGAACACAUUGACGCAAAUCUUGCCUGGCCCUCUUAUGGCCCCGCUCUCAUCUUCACUCUCUGCAAUCGUAGCGGAUAGUCUGCGCAAGGGCAUCGUAGAUACGUCAACAUCGACUGGAAGGCGCAGAACCUCUGGGAGAGGAUCCCGCACGGAAGCUAUGGAAGCCCUGAGCGAAGUUUGA
Messenger RNA from Aureobasidium musti, 1764 nucleotides. The record is from the annotation of a GenBank genome assembly. Lineage: Eukaryota; Fungi; Ascomycota; Dothideomycetes; Dothideales; Saccotheciaceae.